CCCUGAACUGGUCCCCGGGUCCUCAGCUUGGGAUCACCCCUUGAGAAGGACCCUAGAGUCCUCGGCAUCUAGCCCGCCCCCCGAGGCAGGGCAUUCAAGGGGUUAAGUCCCCUGGGGCUGGAUCCUGCCUUCCGGCCUUUCCCAGACCCCAGAGCCGGUCCCUGGAGCACUGCACAGCCCUGAGUUCCGGGAUGGAACCUGAGACCGCGCUCUGGGGCCCAGAUCUGCAGGAUCCUGGACAGAGCCCGGAUGAUGCUCACCCAGGUGCAGAGAGUGGGAACGAAGAGAACGCUCAGCAGGAAAGUUCUGGGGAGGAGGUCAUCUUGGGAGAUCCAGAUCAGAGCCCAGAAUUCAAGGACCCAUCAGAGAUGCCCCUGGAGACACCCUCCCAGGAUGCCUCCGGCCCCCAGGAUGCCCCGGCCCCGCUGGGUCACUCCAGUCCCUCGGACCACCAGACCCCUCUGGACACCCCUACUCCCGAGGUAGUCCCGACCCCGUCAGACUGGACCAAGGCCUGUGAGGCCAGUUGGCAGUGGGGGACUCUGACCACCUGGAACAGCCCCCCGGUGGUCCCAGCCAAUGAGCCCAGCCUGCGGGAGCUGGUGCAAGGCCGCCCGGCCGGCGCCGAGAAGCCCUACAUUUGCAACGAGUGCGGCAAGAGCUUCAGCCAGUGGUCCAAGCUGCUGCGGCACCAGCGCAUCCACACGGGCGAGCGGCCCAACACCUGCUCCGAGUGCGGGAAGAGCUUCACGCAGAGCUCGCACCUGGUGCAGCACCAGCGCACACACACAGGCGAGAAGCCCUACAAGUGCCCCGACUGCGGCAAGUGCUUCAGCUGGAGCUCCAACCUGGUGCAGCACCAGCGCACGCACACGGGCGAGAAGCCCUACAAGUGCACUGAGUGCGAGAAGGCCUUCACCCAGAGCACCAACCUCAUCAAGCACCAGCGCUCGCACACGGGCGAGAAGCCCUACAAGUGCGGCGAGUGCCGGCGGGCCUUCUACCGCAGCUCGGACCUCAUCCAGCACCAGGCCACCCACACGGGCGAGAAGCCCUACAAGUGCCCCGAGUGCGGCAAGCGCUUCGGCCAGAACCACAACCUCCUCAAGCACCAGAAGAUCCACGCCGGGGAGAAGCCCUACCGCUGCACCGAGUGCGGCAAGAGCUUCAUCCAGAGCUCGGAGCUCACCCAGCACCAGCGCACGCACACGGGCGAGAAGCCCUACGAAUGCCUGGAGUGCGGCAAGAGCUUCGGCCACAGCUCCACGCUCAUCAAGCACCAGCGGACUCAUCUGCGCGAGGACCCUUUCAAGUGCCCGGUGUGUGGCAAGACCUUCACACUGAGCGCCACGCUGCUGCGGCACCAGCGCACGCACACGGGCGAGCGGCCCUACAAGUGCCCUGAGUGCGGCAAGAGCUUCAGCGUCAGCUCCAACCUCAUCAACCACCAGCGCAUCCACCGCGGCGAGCGGCCCUACAUCUGUGCCGACUGCGGCAAGAGCUUCAUCAUGAGCUCCACCCUCAUCCGCCACCAGCGCAUCCACACGGGUGAGAAGCCCUACAAGUGCUCCGACUGCGGCAAGAGCUUCAUCCGCAGCUCGCACCUGAUCCAGCACCGGCGCACGCACACGGGCGAGAAGCCCUACAAGUGCCCCGAGUGCGGCAAGAGCUUCAGCCAGAGCUCCAACCUCAUCACGCACGUGCGCACGCACAUGGAUGAGAACCUCUUCGUGUGCUCCGACUGUGGGAAGGCCUUCUUGGAGGCGCACGAGCUGGAGCAGCAUCGGGUGAUCCACGAGAGGGGCAAGACCCCGGCCCGAAGAGCUCAGGGCGACAGCCUCCUGGGGCUCGGGGACCCUGCCCUGCUGACCCCACCCCCUGGAGCCAAACCCCACAAGUGUCUGGUCUGCGGGAAGGGGUUCAACGACGAGGGCAUCUUCAUGCAGCAUCAGAGGAUCCAUAUUGGCGAAAACCCCUACAAAAAUUCGGACGGCCUCCCCGCCCACCCUGCUCCCAAGCCGCCUCAGUUCCGGUCCCCCAGGCUCCCUUUUGGAGGGAAUUCCUUUCCCGGUGCUGCGGAGGGCAGAGCCGACUCGCCCGGACAACCGUUUAAAAUGCCCGACGGGCAGGAGAGUUUCAGCCACAGGCUGGGGCUGCCCUCCUCCAAGUCCUACAUCUGUUCGCACUGUGGCGAGAGCUUUCUGGAUCGCUCGGUGCUCCUCCAGCAUCAGGUCACCCACGGCAACGAAAAGCCCUUUCUCUUUCCCGAUUAUCGGAUUGGCCUCGGGGAAGGGGCGGGCCCCAGUCCCUUCCUCAGUGGAAAGCCCUUUAAAUGCCCCGAAUGCAAAAAAAGCUUUGCCCUCAGCUCAGAGCUGCUGCUGCACCAGAAAGUCCAUGCCGGCGGGAAAGCCCAGAAAAGUCCAGAGCUGGGGAAGAGCUCCUCCGUCCUCUUGGAGCACCUCAGGAGCCCCCUGGGGGCCAGACCCUACAGCUGCUCAGAUUGUGGGGCCUCCUUCCUCGAUCGCCUGGCUCUCAUUCGGCACCAGGAGACCCAUACCCGAGAAAAGUCCCCCAUACCCGAGGACCCCCUCCCAGAGCCAGCCACCCUGUCCACAAGCCAGGAAGGUGAGGGAGAGGCCCCUGCACCCACAGAGAGCAGCAGCCAUGAGGAAGGGGGAAGCCCCAAAACCAGCUUGGAAGAAAAGCCCUAUUUGUGCCCCGAGUGUGGAGAUGGCUUCACAGAAGUCUCAGCCCUCCUCCUCCAUAGGAGCUGCCACCCCGGGGUCACCCUGUGAACAGGGUCUGGAGACCAGAGGCCUCUCUCUCCUGAGAGGAACACUGGGUCUCCCCAAAAGUUAUGUGGGGAAAGGAGGAAAACCCUAUCAGAUUGUAGAGAAGAAGAGGAUAAAGAAUUGUGGGUAAAAGUAGUGCUUUUACAUCAGUGAUGAAUAACCCUUUAAAAUUGUUGGUGGGAACCACUUAUAAGGCAGUAGAGAAAAACUGUUGGGUUAGAAACCCUAUAAAUAAGUAGGAAAAAAAGCCCUUUAAGUCUGUAGCAGAAAAACCCUAUAAACCAUAGUGGAUAAAAGCCCUAUUAAUUGUAGGAAGAGGUCCCAAUAUGUCUCUAGACAACCCUAUAAAACUGUAUCGAAAACCUAGUGAAACUAUAGGGUCGGGGAAGCACAGGGAAUCCGACAAUGGCGUCGACUUGGGAGGAGUGACCCUUAGAAGGUGUAGAAGGACCUCCCAUGAACUCACUCCACAGCGUUCUCUCCCCCAAGAGUAUGGGAGGGAGCCCGUCUGCCAGAGCCGUGGACGAUGACACCGAGGAAAAUGCUGGUCUGGGGGAGGAGCAUGGGAAUGAGGAGGAACCUUCUGAUUCCCCAGAGGAGAAAUGACCCAGGAACUAGGAAGAGAAGGUCCAGUUCAAGGCACUGGGGGUUCCAUGGGGGACGAGGGAAGUCUUAGAUGAUUGUGUGUGAGAGAGGAAGAGGCCCAUGGAACUCCUGAUCAGAAAGAACCCCCAAAAUGGGAAGAAAAAAACAUGUCCAGCCUUUUUAAAGGCCAAAGUUUGGGGAGCAUAAAAGUUUUAAGUGUAAGGAGACUAGGAAACCACCACAAAAAUUAGGAGGGAAGAGCAGGGUAAUUUGUUAGAGUGCUUUGAGGAAAGCGAAACAAGGUGGAGAAGCUGUCGAGAUGGAACCCAACAAACCCCAGGCUGCCAGUCCUCCCUGUUUCAGAAGCUUGUCAAACUGCAAGUACAAGCAGAUCCUAGCUCAGGCCACCAGAGUUCCCCACAUCCCCGAGCCAGGCAGGACUCCCCUCCCCAGCUGGGGAACAUCUUCACUGCGAGGCCUCCAGGGAUGGAGGGUCCCUCCUGCCGCAUUCUCAGGUCUCACUGUCGGGAGGCUUCUCCUGCAAUCUAACUGCCAUCAGUCCUGAGGCUGUGGCAGCCUGUUUCCUUACAUUCUGUCCUCAGAGAGGGAGAAGCCUUGCUAGUCGUCCUCCAAAGAAUAAAUCCCUUCAGAGACACGAGGUCUGUGUGUGGUCAAAUUCUGGCCAGACUUCUCUUAAGAGCACCACCUUUGAUUCUCUGGCAACAAGGGACAGCAGAAUGGCCAGAAUCGAGAGCCUGGAUUAGCCAGCAACCUGAUUUUUAACCUCAUUCUCUCAUCUGAGCUGUUAGCAAGGCUGCGAGAGGACGAGCCAGCAAGAGGACACGUAGUGAUGGGUGUCCAGAUGCCCCACAGGCUGGACCGUGGAUCCCUGAAGAGUACGCAGAGACCUGACCACCUUCCUCACCUGGGUACCUGGAGCCUUCUGAGGUUGCAGCAGCCCAGCCCAAUUGUGGUCUUGGAAAGAAGACAAGAGUCUACCCCCUUGGCUCCUCUCCUCCUUAGCCAGAAACCUUCAGAGAGAGACAGAAUGAUGAGAAACACACUCCCUGGCCAGGCGCGUCUCCUGUCCUCACACACCACGAACAGUGACAUACUUUCAUUAACCCUGCCAAACCUGCUCCCGUGGUGGGGAAUGAGACUGUUGUCCUCUGAAACAGUUGAAGAGCCAAAACUCUUGAAACAUCCAUAACAAGAACCCUACCCCCUAACCCCAGAGACCCUUAAAGGAGGACAGGACUCCCUGUCCAGAGCUGGGUCCAGAGGAAGUGCAAACUGACACCACGUUGGCCCCAGUAAUGCGCUGUGGUACAAGUAGAACUGAGAUGCCAGGUGGGGAGUCACGUCGUCCCUGGAGAGGGUGACCCGGCUUCCUACAAACCUGUGGAAGAGACCUCUGAUUCCAUUACCUAAAAGUUCAAAAGGUGAAAGUCCUUCACCCUUCGUCUGUCCUGUUCCCAAAGGGAUGACCCUCAAAUUCAAAGACUCAAAUCUAGAACACUGUAGGAGGAAAAGCCUAGGCUUGCUGGGGAGAAGGAAAAGGCAGGUCUUGGGGGACUAUGAGGAGACCUGAUUAAUACCUGCAUAAAGCCCCACCCACCCAAGUGCCAGGUCAGAAAGCGCCACCAGGAGGGGAGAAGGAGCCUGCCUGCCUCUACUGACGGCAUGGACCAAGGAGGCAUCCCUCAGGCUGAGGAAGAGGAGACCAUUCUCCAAGCAGGUUUUUUUUUUCCUCUAAGAUGGCAGCAGAAAGAAAAAUCAGUUGUAGAGACAAACCCUUUGUAAAGCUAGAAGCAGAUCUUCUUGGAAAUAGGCCUGAGGAAUCAGUCUCCAGAAGGGUCUGGGAGAGCAGCUUUUGGGGCUCAGGGCCAGUCCAGGGGGAAGAUGGGUGGUCAAGGCUGACCGAGGACCUUCUGAGGCCUCGGGUGUAGCAUACAUAGUAGGAUACUCGCAUGUCAUAGGGUGAGGGCCAGGGGUCUUGGCUGUGGUACCGAAUGGACGAUGUGGACACAAUUAGUUGGGGUCUGGGGUUUCAUAGCAAGAAAGGGGGCAGAGUCAGAGACCUUUGGGGUGUGACCUGUUCUCUGUUGCCCACCUCCCCAAACUCCUUUAGCCAGCUGCUUUCCUCCCAGAGCGAGCUACAUCUUGGGAGGAACUAAGCAGGGAGCAGGCUGGGUGGGGGAGGCGGCAGUGUUGAGUCCUUCUGACCAGGUCAGGCCAAGGCCCAGGGGAUCGUGGCACUUUCCCACCUGAAGUGAGUCAGGAAGGCGGAGUGUAGCCAAACCCUCAUGUCCAACUCCACGCAAGCCUGACUCUAGACAGGCCCUCAUGGAGGAGCACAGCACAGGGUCACAGUGUCAUUGGUGAAAGCAGAAGGGAGAGUAGAAACUGAUCGAACUUAGGGUGAAACUUGAAACUGCUAUGGAUAUGGAGGUCAGAAGGGAGCCCGGGACAACUUGCCGUGAAUCCUGAAUGGUGGGGAAGCUCGAAACCAUCAACCAAGAGGUGGGGUUCCAUCACACCUGCCCCUCAGGUGAGCAGCCCCGACUAUUUUGCCCCCACUCAUCUGACUUGUCCCCUUGGAGUGAAGAAAGGCCCCACUUUUGAGUAUUGUGUGUCAAUAGCAGUGUUGUGUCAGCGGUGGUCAUGUUGAUUAGUUGAA
This is a messenger RNA of Budorcas taxicolor (takin), 6057 nucleotides long. It is a transcript of the gene ZNF629, whose product is annotated as zinc finger protein 629. Bases 192 to 2795 code for a protein of 867 amino acids. NCBI's taxonomy places the organism in Eukaryota, Metazoa, Chordata, Mammalia, Artiodactyla, Bovidae. The transcript has 3 exons. The record is from RefSeq and is a predicted model, not a curated record.